Messenger RNA from Musa acuminata AAA Group (dessert banana), 2540 nucleotides. RefSeq names its product YTH domain-containing protein ECT2-like. The record is from RefSeq and is a predicted model, not a curated record. Gene Ontology annotation, biological process: mRNA destabilization. Lineage: Eukaryota; Viridiplantae; Streptophyta; Magnoliopsida; Zingiberales; Musaceae. Gene Ontology annotation, cellular component: cytoplasm. Bases 134 to 2173 code for a protein of 679 amino acids. Gene Ontology annotation, molecular function: mRNA binding. The transcript is spliced from 9 exons.
CCCUUCUCUCUCCCCCCACUCCGUGGCGGCGCCCUCCGGUUUCUCUCUCCUAGGGUUUCUUCCCCUUAAGCCCUCUAUAGGUUUGGGCGAUCGCGUCAUCGCGUGCUCGCCCUCGCGACCUCCAGAUCCAACCAUGGCGGCUGUCGCCCCCGCUACUCCUGCCGACUCAGCUACGGAUCUGAUGCAGAAGUUAUCCUUGGAUCCAAAGGACCAGAGUAAUGAUGCUUCAGAUGUUAUAAAGAAGCCUUCUGGAGUUCAGUAUGGUUCAGCUAGUGGCGGUGAAUUGCCAAUGGCACCGAUCCCAACAGCCGAACGGUCUCUGACUCCUCUAGUUCAUGAGCAUAUGGAUGCUAGCAUGUGCUACAUACCGAAUGGAUAUGCUUCAUCUUUCUACUAUGGAGGUUAUGAUGGCUCAAUGACUGAGUGGGAGGACUACCCUAGGUAUGUCACCCCCAAUGGAGUGGAGGUGCCUCCACUUGGAGUUUAUGGGGACAUGUAUCAGCAUGGAUAUGGUUAUGCUCCUUAUAGUCAAUAUCCUUCUCCUGGAUCCACAGUUCCGACUUUGGCACACAAUAGUCAACUAUAUGGGCCUCAACAUUACCAGUAUCCAGCUACGUAUUACCAGCCACCCAUACCCACCAGCACACCAUACAAAACAAAUCAAACUCCUAUUUCUGAAGGGGAGGUUUCUACAUCUACUGCUGCCGACCUUCCUCCUAUUCCAGUGGAUACCACAAAAUCUAAUUCAAAUGGAACAGGUAAAGGAAGCACAAAUGGCAACAAUGAAUCAGAAAAGACAAGACCAGGCCAACAGAAUUCAUCGUUGAAUCCAGGCAUCUCAUUUGGUAAAGGUGCUUUGUCCGGUGGGCUUCCUUCUUCGGGCUACCAGGAUCCAAGAUUUGGUUUUGACGGAGUGUGGUCAUCUGUUCCAUGGUUUGAUGGUACUACGUAUCCCGAUGGGCAACAGAGACCAGUUACAGCGAAUGCUGUCUCUUCUAUGACUUCACAUGAUCGCAAUACUAUGCCCACAAGAAAUCAGAAUUUCCGCCCCCUUCCUCAUCUGAUGGGAAUGCAUUCCCCGAGGCCAGCAGGUCCUGGAACUGCAAACAAGAUGUAUCCUAACAAUCGAAUGUAUGGCCAGAAUGCUAAUGGAUUUGGCAAUGGUCAUGGUUUUUGUUCAAACAUGUACGACUCCAGAAUGAAUGGAAGAUGGGGGAUGUCUGUGGAUAGCAAAUAUAAGCCAAGGGCCCGAGGCAAUGGAUUCUAUGGAUAUGGUAAUGAAAACUUGGAUGGUCUGAGUGAGCUUAAUAAAGGACCAAGAGCUGGUCGUUUCAGAAACCAGAGGGGGUUUGGACCUACUAUUACUCUUGCAGUAAGGGGACAAAGCCUACCUGAAAAUGUAAAUGUUCAGGAUUCUACUGUUAUUCCUGAAGGAGAUCAGUACAACAAGACAGACUUCCCUGAAACAUAUUCAGAUGCUAAGUUUUUCAUCAUUAAGUCAUAUAGUGAGGAUGAUAUUCACAAGAGUAUCAAGUACAAUGUUUGGGCUAGUACUCUCCACGGAAACAAGAAGCUUAAUGCUGCUUAUCUGGAGUCCAAGGAGAAGACAAGUGGAUGCCCUAUUUUUUUGUUUUUCUCUGUCAAUACAAGUGGACAGUUUGUUGGUGUGGCAGAAAUGGUAGGUCCAGUUGAUUUUAACAAAACACUGGAUUUCUGGCAGCAGGACAAGUGGAUUGGAUGUUUUCCUGUCAAGUGGCAUAUUGUAAAGGAUGUUCCCAAUAGCAUUUUAAAGCACAUCAAAGUGGAGAACAAUGACAAUAAACCAGUCACAAACAGUCGAGACACUCAGGAGGUGAAGCUCGAGCAAGGUCUUCAACUUCUUAAGCUUUUCAAAGAGCAUGUGAGGAAGACAUCCAUUUUGGAUGAUUUCAGUUUCUAUGAAACCCGCCAGAACGUGAUGCAAGAGAAGAGAAGGAAGCAAGAGCAAUUUCAGAAAAAGGUUAUGGAUGAGAAAGAUGAGGAUGGGGCUUACGGAAAGCCUGGGUCACAGAACCCUGUGGAAGUGGUUACAGUCAUGAAGAAAGAACAAGCACAGGGUGGUCUUGCACUUGCAGAAGAUGUGCUAUCAGAGACGAAUGGUGUGGCUACGGUAGCUGAUGUUGUGUGUGGUUAAAUGGUGUUGCCAACUGGUUGCUAGGUUCAUGAAGCCACCUUUGAGCAUAAUGGAGAUUUGCAACCUAGUCCCUGAGGCAUCAGGCCGAUGAUGUGUGUGCUUAACAUCUGCCUCGGCCGUAACAAAGCUGUAGUUUUCUUAUCCCAGUUUAAUAUUGAUUUUAGUUUGUUUUCCUUUUUCUAGUUUUCAGUCAAGGUGGGAGAUUGGUGAUUUGAGAUCCUAGGUAUUAGAGGCAAUCAACCUGUUCCCUGUGCCCUCCUUAAUAGUGUAUUUUUGGUUCUUCUUUUCGUUUUCUGCAAGAAUAACAUCUUUGGCACAGAAUUUUGUAUUAGGGACUUUCUUAAUGUGUUUUCGUUUGUUUUCUGUA